This is a messenger RNA of Micropterus salmoides (largemouth bass), 7251 nucleotides long. It is a transcript of the gene plch1, whose product is annotated as phospholipase C, eta 1. The transcript is spliced from 23 exons. Gene Ontology annotation, molecular function: calcium ion binding; phosphatidylinositol-4,5-bisphosphate phospholipase C activity. Bases 393 to 6086 code for a protein of 1897 amino acids. Lineage: Eukaryota; Metazoa; Chordata; Actinopteri; Centrarchiformes; Centrarchidae. Gene Ontology annotation, biological process: phosphatidylinositol-mediated signaling; lipid metabolic process. The record is from RefSeq and is a predicted model, not a curated record.
AAGCUCUUGUUUAUUAACAACCACUCUCAGUUAGUCCAUCGAGCGAGUGUGAGAAAUCGGCUUAUGGUUUUGCUUCUGUGUUGCGCCUGGUGAGAUGAGAGAAUGUGCGCGCAGGGGCUGUGGAUGCGCGAGGCUUGAUGGUUAGUGAAGCCACUCUGCAGAGCACACAGGGAGGCAGAUGCUGAAGAGCAGUUUGUUCCUGAGCACCUCUUUUUUGGACAAAAAAGUGACACUUUAUCAUCAUGGCGCGCUCUCUGUGAACGUCCAAUUAUCGUGGAAAAAUGGACCAGUCAGGCAUGUUUUGAAGAUAUUUCAAACCGCUACAACUAGGACAAAAAAUUAUGUCCAAAACGCAUGGACGGACCGUGUGAGAGCAACAACUCCAGUCCUAAAUGGCAGAACUUGAAGUUUGCAGAAAUCUCAGUUUGGAAAAGGUGGAGCGAUGCAUGAGUGUGAUGCAGUCCGGGACACAGAUGGUAAAGCUGAAGGCGGGAUCCAAAGGGCUGGUGAGACUCUUCUACCUGGAUGAACAUUGCUCCUGCAUUCGUUGGAAGCCAUCACGCAAGAGUGAGAAGGCGAAGAUCACCAUUGAUUCGCUGUACAAAGUGACAGAGGGUGGUCAAUCGGACAUCUUCCAUCGGCAUGCAGAUGGCAGCUUGAACCCGGCCUGCUGUUUCACAGUGUACCAUGGAAACCACAUGGAGUCCCUUGACCUGGUGACAUCAAAUGCAGAAGAAGCCAGAACCUGGAUAACCGGCCUCCGCUACCUGAUGGCCGGGAUCAGUGAUGAGGACUCGCUGGCCAAACGGCAGCGAACACACGACCAGUGGCUGAAGCAGACGUUUGAGGAGGCUGAUAAGAACGGAGACGGACUCCUGAACAUUGAAGAGAUCUACCAACUUCUCCACAAGCUGAAUGUUAACCUGCCACGCAGGAAGGUCAAACAAAUGUUUCAGGAAGCAGACACGGACGAUCAGCAGGGCACGCUGACAUACGAAGAGUUCAACGUCUUCUACAAGAUGAUGUCUCUGAGACGGGACCUAUUCCUGCUGAUGAUGGCGUACAGUGACAGGAAGGACCACCUGACAUCGGAAGAGCUGGCCAACUUCUUGCUCAACGAGCAGAAGAUGUCCAAUGUGACUCCAGAGUAUGUUGCAGAAAUCAUUGACAAGUUUGAAGUGUCUGACGAGAAUAAACAAAGGGGCGUCAUGGGGAUAGAAGGUUUUACAAGUUUCAUGCGCAGUCCAACGUGUGACAUUUUCAACCCUUUGCACCAUGAGGUGAAUCAAGACAUGGAGCAGCCUCUGUGUAACUACUUCAUUGCCUCCUCUCAUAACACAUACCUGACUGGAGACCAGCUCCUCUCCCACUCCAAGACUGACAUGUACGCCUGGGUGCUGCAGUCAGGCUGCCGCUGUGUAGAAGUGGACUGUUGGGAUGGUCCAGAUGGAGAACCGAUGGUCCAACACGGCUACACUCUGACCUCCAAGAUACCGUUCAAGUUUGUCAUAGAGACCAUCAAUAAAUAUGCCUUCAUAAAUAACCAGUACCCAGUGAUUCUGUCCAUAGAGAACCACUGUAGCAUCCAGCAGCAGAAGAAGAUUGCAGAGUACCUGCGAGAAAUCUUUGGUGACAAACUGGAUGUGGGAGACGUACUUAGCAGGGACUCAAAAACAUUACCCAGUCCUCACAGCCUACAGGGCAAGAUACUCAUCAAAGGGAAGCGACUGCCUGCCUAUCUGUCUGCGGAUGCCGAGGAAGGGGAGGUGUCUGAUGAUGACAGUGCGGAUGAAAUUGAGGAUGACUUCAAGCUUAAAAGCAGUAAUGGCAAUGGUCAUCACCAGGUGGAGUCUCACAUCAGAAAGAAGCUGGACUCUCUACUGAAGGAGUCUCGGAUCGGAGACAAGGAAGAUAGCGAUAGUUUCAGCAUCCGAGCACUGCUCCGAGCUACGCACCAGGGCCUUCAGAAGAACCUGCGCCAGAGCUCCAAAGGGGUUUUGAAGAAAUCUCAGAGCAGAUCCUUCAUCACAACACUCAAGCAGAAGAGGCACUCCAAAUCCAGGCUGUCAUGCCAAAAUGUGGACAAGGAGGAGGACAGUCAGGAGAGGUCUGGGAGGGAGGCUGGAGGACAGUUCAACAGGGGUGGAAGGAAGAGGAAGACGAUGAAACUGAGUAGAGAUCUGUCAAACCUGGUGGUGUUCACCAACUCUGUUGCCUCACAGGAGUGUCUGAAUGAAGGCACUCCAGGUGACGUUCUGUCAUUCAGCGAGACCAGAGCCCAAUCUCUGGUCAAUCACAGAGCCGAACAGUUCCUAGCUUUUAACCAGAGGCAGCUGUCACGGAUUUAUCCCUCAGCCUAUCGCAUUGACUCAUCCAAUUUCAACCCCCAGUUCUACUGGAACGUGGGCUGUCAGUUGGUCGCUCUGAACUACCAGACAGAGGGCAGGAUGAUGCAGCUCAACAGAGCCAAAUUCAUGGUGAAUGGAGGCAUUGGAUACGUCCUUAAGCCCCCUCCCAUGUGUAAAGGCUCCUUCAAUCCAUUCAGUGAUGACCCGCUUCCAGCUUACCCCAAGAAGCAACUCAUUCUCAAGAUCAUUAGUGGACAGCAGUUGCCCAAACCACCAGACUCCAUGCUGGGGGACCGUGGAGAGAUUAUUGAUCCUUUCGUGGAAGUGGAGAUCAUCGGUCUGCCAGUUGAUUGCUGCAAGGACCAGACACGAGUUGUUGAUGAUAAUGGUUUUAAUCCAGUAUGGGAGGAGAGCCUGUCCUUCACACUUCACAUGGCUGAGGUGGCUUUGGUGCGUUUCCUUGUCUGGGACCAUGACCCAAUUGGACGGGACUUUAUUGGUCAACGGACUGUUGCCUUCAGCAGCCUGAUGCCUGGUUACAGACAUGUUUACUUGGAGGGGCUGACUGAGGCUUCCAUCUUUGUGCAUGUGUCAGUGCAUGAUGUCUAUGGGAAGUGGAGCCCUCUAGUCCUGAACCCCAGCUUUACCAUAAUGCACUUUCUAGGAUCUAACAAGGGUCAUCACCUGCGAGGUAUCCGGGGGUUGUUUAACCGUUCUUCCAAGUCCUCUGUGGAUGCUAACUCCAGUGGUUUCCGGAAACGCUCCAUCAGUGAUCACUUCCUGCGGCGCACAGCCAGUGCCCCAGCAAAGGGACGGAAGAAGACCAAGAUGGCACUAUCAGAGUCAGUGGCUUCGAUAUCAGACCAAAAGAAUGGCACAGUUGCAGGAGGAGAGGGCAUGGCAGGGAAAGAAGAAGCAUUGGAGAAGCGACACCAGCCCCGAGGCCCCCUCACCCACAGACCUAUGUCCAUGCCCUUAGACAGGCUUCUGCAAGGGCAACUAUCCCUCUGCUCACCAGACAAGGAACAACAUGAUAUGGGCACAGAUACUGUCAUUGGACCUUGCCCCUUCAACAGGCCCAGGUCCUCCUCUUUGGACCCGUUCAUCGAAUCAUCAUUCUCUAUUGAACCAAACAUCUCCUCCCCUUCUAAGAUAUUCAUCAACAGAAAUAAAGAAAUGAAGCAAUCAGAGGAAGUUUCGUAUCUGGUUAUUGGUGGAGGAGUGAGAAAAGAAGAGGAUUAUGCCAAUUACCAAUCAGGAGACAAAGGAUACAACAAAUCUGAGAUCAUCUCCACAGGCACAGAGAAAAAAUGUUUCAUCUCAUCUUCCACGAGCCGCCAAAUGAGAUCAGAUAAACCAGAAACAUCAUCAAACAGCACAACAUUCCCAGCUGCACCUUCAGAGUCCUCGUCCUCCUCCUCUGCCCCCUCCACUAUGGCCCCUCUUUCUCCUGUCAGUAUGGACUGCGAUCUGAACAGUCCCAGCACUUUGCAUGACAGUGUCAUCUCCAGACUAAUUGAUGCUGUGUCCUUAGGCAAUGAGCAAGACACAUGUGACUCUGUUUCUGCACUGAUUGGUCAGUGUGACAGCACUGUUGACCAAAACGGUCUUGCAACAUUGUGUAAUGGUCAUACCGCUUUCAGUGACUCAAACCUCAGGCCUACCGCCCCUAAGGCGCUGCAAGAUUUAGGGUCUUCUCUCAAGACCAACACUACAUCAGCUAACAAGAGACAUUUAUUAAGUCCCCAAAAAGUAGCUCAGAAAACAAAUGAUGUAAAAUAUGAAAUCCUUUUGCCGCGCAAGACUUGCCAGGCAGAUGCACCUGCUCCUGCACUCCUCUCCAGCCCAGAAACUGCUGAGCUUGAGGAGGUCUACACAAUUCUGGAUGAGGAGGUGUUGUUGCCAGUUUCAGUGUACAACCUGAGGAAACAGACAGUCCAUGUUCAGGCAGACACUAUGGAGAGCACAGCCUCUAACAGCUUGGGACCCUCUCCAGCAAAGGUGGUUCAGAGUAUAGGGAAAGGGCACAAUGUGGGCUGGGAUGAUAUGCACAGAAAGAGGGGAGGAAGUGAAGAAAUCGAGGAAGCAGAGGAAAGUGUAUAUGAGGAAGUGUAUGAUGCCCAUGCAUCAGUACCAGAGAUAGUGCGGGAUAUGUCCAAAAGGUACAUGGGCCCCUCUGUAAACAACGACUGUUUUCAGUUUCUCCAUGACUCAGCUGGCAAUGCUUUUGCAGAAGUGGAGAUAAAUGUCGAUGAGGAUCCACUGGAAAUGAUGUUGACCUUGCCGAGACAAGGCAGCGAAUGGGAGGCUCUGAUAAGUCCAAGCAAGCGCCAUGUUAUUUACCAAAAUCACGAAUCCACUCCCAAAUACUCACAGCAAAAACAGCCUUUGUCAUGCCAUGAUUCUCAGCAACAGCACCAGUCACAUGCAUCUAAUGUUGCAUUUUCACAGUGUCCCUCCCCAAUAAAACAACCUUCGUAUCGCCACAAAACCCAGAACAACUCCCAGCCUUCUCUCUUCCACAGACCCAUCAACUCUAGACCCUCCAACCCUAGUCCAUUGCGUCAAAACAGGUACCCAAUUCCUCAGAGAAAUUCUGAGGCCUUUAGUAACAGCAGUGAUUUCAACAGUUCCUACACGCAACAGAGGAGCUAUGGUGGCAGCCAGAUCCUAAAUAGGUCUCAUCAAAAUAGGCUAGGGUAUAAACAGAUGGAAAGAGAGCAAGUAAGGUGCUUCUACAAUGGUUUCUCCUCUUCUGAAAGCCUCCCUGGUGAAUCUGCUGUGUCUACAAACAUAUGUAGAGAGAGAGGCCUAUAUUCCCCUUCGGGCUGCGAUGCAGUGUACAGCCACCCGGACUAUGACUGCAUUACACCCUCAUCAGAGUCUUCAACUCCUCGGAACACCCAGUCACAUUGCCAAAGCCAAACACAAUCAUACACUCCGAAGCAGUCAUGGAACCAAAAGGUUUCUCUCAUCAAUACAAGACACCCCUCACAGCACUCAAAUGUUGGUCUUUUAUCAACUCCACCCCAGUCUGGUACCCUAGACUCCACAGCUAAUAGCCCAUGUAAGUCCAAGUCACUGGGAGACCUGACUUCUGAAGACAUAUCAUGCAACUUCCAGAGCAAAUACCACAUUAUUAGUCGCAGUUUCAUCACUCCCCAUAUGAGGAAGCAAAAGAGAAUGGGCGCCAUGGGGGAAGUAACUUUCCAAUCACAAUCUUGUGAUCCACUUACAGAACAGCUACGUAAGCUGGUCAGUCUGGAGGGGGAUGACAAUGACAGAGACAGGCCCCAAUCUCCUCAGUUGUAUCAGGAAGCAAAAUCUCCACUGUCACAGCCACAGGCAACAGGGACAGCGCCUGUUGUUCCCAGGGAUGUAGAUGAUUCCCCUCCACUCCUCACCCGUCGCCUAUCCUCUCGGAGCCAAAGCCGAGUGCGUCACAUCAACAGCCGUGCCCGCGAAAGACAGAUCAAUAGUACUGCCAGCAUUGGUGGGGUGGUAUUGAGGAAUAAACCAGCCUCACAGAAUCCUCCAGCUAACAGACACUCUACUGGUUCUUACAUAGCAGGCUACCUUGGUCAGCUGGAGGACAGGGGACUUCCUGAAGGGGCUUGUACAUCAUUACUUUAUGGAAAUGGGGAUCACUAUGGAGAUCGGUACUAUACCGAUGACUCUCUUCCACCUGCUGACUCCAACUCGUCAGAGCCUGAGGUCUACUUUUUGCUCAGACUGUAGCUCUGACCAUAACCUAAAAUGAGCUUAACGACCAAGCAGUGAUUCUUGAUGAUGUUCAAUUACACAAAAAGCCAGAAGAUCUUGGAAAUAAAUACUUGUUUGUCCCUGAGUUCAGACCAGUAAGUUUCCCUUUUAACAGUGAAAUAAAUCUUAUUCUGGGCUAUUUUUUAGAGAAAGAUAUAGCCUGUACAGUAUAAGUGAAACAUCACAUAUAAUCCAUGGUUGGAUCUGACAGCAUGAAUUUCCUGUAUGAAAUGUCCACUGUUCAAUAAUGAAUGGUCUCGCUAGUCUGGCAGUGUAUUGUUUAUAUUCUGCUUAAUGUGUAAAUGUACUUGGGAACUUUGAUUUCCUCCAAAUGGCUUCCUAGACUGAUUAUACAGAUACUUGUUAUCUUUGUCCAUGUGGUGUACUGUCCAAACUGCAUACAUAGACUAUGAAGCAAAAAAGGAAUAAUUGGGAGGGAAGGUCUUUCUUUGAAUCAUAUGAAUGUGUGGUAUAAUCAAACAGCUACUUUUAAUAGAUGGGAUUCAUCUUUUCAAAGACCAAAAGGAAGUCUUCCUUCUCUUUUCAGUGAUGUUUCUUUAUUUGUGUUGUGUGUAAAUAUUCCUGUCACUGUUUUAAAUUCGAGAUGUGUUUUAGUUCAGAAACAAUUCUAACUGUACAUUUAUGUUUGUGCAUGUUACCUGUGAACAUGUCAAGCAUGACUAUGCACCAAUUUAUACAAUAGAUGUUUGAUCGCCCAACAACAUUUGCACAAAACAAAUAGUUGCAUUGGAUACAACAGAGGAUGUAGGCUUGUUUGUAUAAGGGCAACACAGUACAUAAACUUCUGUGCUUGGACUUGUUGCUGUCUAUAAUUUGUAGGAUUUGAAAACAUGAUUGCAAGUUUUUAUUUUUAUAAUUGCUUUGAUACAGACUGCAAAAACAAUAUCUGUUUGGGUAUGGUAAUUUUAUUUUGUAUAACUUAAAAGAAUAAAAAAAAAACAGAGUGACAGGUCUACAGGGCCAGGCUGAGGAGGGGAAGGUGGCAAAGCAGCAUUUUAUUUUUUUUUUAUUGUUUUAUUGUUACACCAUCCUUUUUUUUUCUUUGUAUUGUUGCUCAUCAGAGGACUGUGGGCAUUUUCCUACCAAUGCAAUAAAUAUUGAAAUAUUUGAUUUCAACAAA